Molecule: messenger RNA, 240 nt
Organism: Morchella importuna
Lineage: Eukaryota; Fungi; Ascomycota; Pezizomycetes; Pezizales; Morchellaceae
Exons: 3
Coding region: 1-240 (79 amino acids)
Source: RefSeq, a predicted model, not a curated record
AUGCAGAGAGCUAAAGAAAAGCUUCAUGACCUGCAUGACCUGCAUGAGCUUCGCGAGAAUUUUAAGGUGAAGUCAAAGCUCUUAGGAAAAAGUACAUACGUUAUUUCUCCGGGAAUACAAGGUCUCUCACCUGGGAAAGGGAGGCACAGGCUUCAGCUACCAAAGUGUUUGCCAUCUGCGCCAGACAGUGGUUCCAGCCCCGGUUUCGGCAAAUUGUUAAUUAUAAUGGCAACACAUUGA